AUGAAAGUUUUAAGUGUCACUAAACCAGCAGGCAGCAGCGAUGGAGCAAUAAUAUCUCUACUGCCGCAGGAUAAAGAGGAUCUUUUCGUCCUUUAUCAAUUGAUCGACAAGAAUGACGAAGUAAUCUUCAAGAAGAUGGUUACUACGAGCAUGGAUGAGGCUGGUAAGAAAAAAAAUACCAGUCUAGCUAGACUGAAGCUUCAGAUUCUCUCAAAUGAGUUUGAUAUGAGGAAUGAGUCUUUAAGAUACAAAGGUGUGACAACAGUCGAUGAUACCGGAAAGUCUAAUGUCAACGUCCCUGUUGGUAAGUUCUUCAGCUUUACAGUGAAUUACUCCUAUCCUUUUACGAUUAUCAAACAUGACCACAAUAGAUACACUCAGAAAUUACUUGAUGAAGCUGUCAAUACCGAGGCGAAAGCUGAUACCGCGGCUGUAGUUUUAGAAGAAGGCAUAGCUCAUGUAUGUCUCCUCACUCCAUCUUCGACUCUUUUGAAACAAAAAAUAGAGUAUUCGUUACCUAAGAAAAAGAGGGCAACUGACAUUAUCAAGUUCGAUGAGAAAACGAAAAAAUUCUACAAAGCAAUUUACGAUGCUAUGAAAAAGUACUUUGAUUUAACCAAACUGAAAAUGAUUAUCCUUUGUUCACCUGGGUUUUAUGCAAAAACUUUAUUCGAGAAAACAAUGCAGUUCGCCGAAGAAGAACAAAACAAGCAAAUAUUGAGUAGCAAAGAUCAUUUUUUGGUAGCACAUUGUUCCACAGGAUAUCUUCAGGGGAUAACAGAAGUAUUAAAAAAUCCUUCUUAUUCAUCAAAGUUGAAAGAUACAAAGUAUACUCAAGAGGCGCUUAUCAUGGAUGAGUUUUUGCAGCAUUUGAAUAACGACGAUGACAAAGCCUGGUAUGGAGAAAAUGAAGUUACUACGGCUGCAAAUCUGGGUGCCAUCAAUUACUUGCUGAUCACUGAUUCCAUGUUGAGAUCAGAUGAUAUCGAUCAGAGGAAAAGAUGCCUAGCACUGGUGGACAGCAUAGAACAAACCGGCGGCAAAGUAGCAGUUUUCAGCUCAUUUCACACUUCUGGUGAGGAACUGAAUAAACUAACAGGAUUGGCAUGUAUUUUAAAAUAUCCACUGCCUGAUCUUGAUGAAACCGAUGAAUAA
This is a messenger RNA of Zygotorulaspora mrakii, 1155 nucleotides long. RefSeq lists its product as uncharacterized. Lineage: Eukaryota; Fungi; Ascomycota; Saccharomycetes; Saccharomycetales; Saccharomycetaceae. Gene Ontology annotation, cellular component: cytoplasm. Bases 1 to 1155 code for a protein of 384 amino acids. The record is from RefSeq and is a predicted model, not a curated record. The transcript has a single exon. Gene Ontology annotation, biological process: nuclear-transcribed mRNA catabolic process, non-stop decay; nuclear-transcribed mRNA catabolic process, no-go decay; RNA surveillance.